Molecule: messenger RNA, 1569 nt
Organism: Symbiodinium sp. CCMP2456
Lineage: Eukaryota; Dinophyceae; Suessiales; Symbiodiniaceae
Source: the annotation of a GenBank genome assembly
GAAAUCAGCCAUGGCAGCAAAGUCAAGAAGGGCAGGGAGGCAGAGCAAAUGCUCGAGGGAUGCGCAGCUAUGAUCCGCAGGGCAAAGGACACUGCCCAUGGGUUUGACAUGCAGCCAUUCAAUUUCGGCAAAACAGCGUCUGCAGUGGAGGCGGAGCUUGAGUCGUCGCCGGAGAAGUCUGGUGGCCUGGGUUGGGAAGCCAGUUCGGAAGCCGCUGUUGAUCUCGGACUGGAGAGACUCGAGACCGCGAGUGUGAGUGAAGCAGGAAACCCCGCUGCUGGUGGGAAUGCUUCUGGUGCUGGUCGAGAGCAGGAUGACAAGAGUAAGGCCAAGCCCAAGACUCGAGAUGUUGGUCGUUUUCGAGUGUCCAGCUUCGAAAUGCAGCGAAGGGCUGUAAACAGCAUCACAAACGAGGCUAACAUUGCCCUGCAGUCAAGUGCAGAGGCCUUGGAGCAGCACGAGAGCAAGAAGGAUCAGUUUGGCCAUUUCAUUGCUAUCGUGAAAGUGCGCAGGGCUUUGUUUGAUGCUCUGACCAACAAGUCCAGCGAGGAUUUCAAGCGGCAUGUCGAGGAUUUGAAUGCAAAGGCCCUGUCCCUUCAGCCUGUGCCCAGGGCCAUGCUUGUGAAAACGCACGUCUUGGAGCAGUUGCAGGAUUCGCUUGAACAAAUCAUGCAGAAGGAGACGAAGGAGGAAAUCGAGAAACUCUGUUCCCGCUUAGCCGACCAGUGUACAAUUCACGUUCAGCUGCGGAACUCCCUGAGGAAUUCCACCCGAGACCUUGAGAAUGCAAUCAGGGCUGAUGUGAAGAAGCAGGAGCGAGUGUCUAGUGGCAGUGUGCCCUUCGUCAUCUCCAGCGUGGCUGAAAUCGACAAGCUGGUCAAGGAGAGCCCAACCCUCCGAUGCAUGCUGACGAACUUUGGGCAUCAGUUCCCAGGAACGCAGCUCUGCAAAGUUACCGGUCGAGCUCAGUGCCCAGCCAAGAAAGACGAGGCCACGGCGGCGCUGUUGAAGGUGAUGCUGGAGGCGACACCGUUCAAGAAGCCUGAUGCGGUGCUGAAGGACGCAGCCUACAAGGAGUUGGAGGGCAUGGCGUUCCAAGCAUCCUUGUUCGGCUUCACAUCUGAGAUGUCUUAUGUGGGCUUCGAGGAGCGUGGCUUGGGGCAACUCCGGUAUGUGUUGCAAGGCAGCAGACGGGUGAUCACAGCAUCGCCAAGGGCAGUCCAGGAGCGACUGGGUGGCAAGGGCGAUGCGCCGACAACGGCACAGGAUAUGAUCAACUUCUGGAAGUUCAUCGACUUGUCAAAGCAGACAGAUUGCAGUUUCAUGUAUGCCGGGGUGCAGAAUGCCGGGUCGCUCAUGUACAUCCCGCCGGGUUGGCUGCUGGCAGAGGAGGUCCAGAACGGCGAGAAGGUUGUGGGUUUGAGAGUCGGCAUCCUGCCGGAUGGGGCCGGGGACGCUGCAAACGCAUGUAGGAAUGAUUUCAAAGCGUUCGUCGAUCUUAUCCCCGAUGGCCAUGCGUAUGAGAAGCUGGCAAAGUUGGCCGAAAAAUGCAUUUCACAGGAAGCCUGA